Molecule: messenger RNA, 1230 nt
Organism: Anopheles cruzii
Lineage: Eukaryota; Metazoa; Arthropoda; Insecta; Diptera; Culicidae
Exons: 1
Coding region: 1-1230 (409 amino acids)
Source: RefSeq, a predicted model, not a curated record
AUGUCCCCAACUUCAGUGGUGGUCCCGGUGUACGUACGCGAGCGCGUGUUGACUGUGGCAGGGGAACAAGGCUUCGGCAGCGAUGUGACGAUCACCUACGAACCUGGCUCCAGUACGGGCGAUGGUUACAUUGGGCAGAUCGUGCGUGCUUGGCUCACCGAUUCGCAGUGUUCGAUGCCGAUCAUUUGCAAGUUCCCACCCGUUGACCGGGAGCAGCGGGAGCAGUUCAACGCAAUGCUGGUAUUCGAACGCGAACACUUCAUCUACCAACGUGUUCUGCCAGCGUUCGCGGACCUUCAGCACCAGCACGGCCUGAGCCACGCGGACGAUCAGUACUUUGGUAAUUAUGCCAAAUGCUACCACACCUAUUGUGACACGGAACGCGAGGAAGCUCUGCUGGUGCUGGAAGAUUUAACCGCUCCCGAUCGUGCCGCGCUGAAAAAGCUCGAUGCGUACGAGCCGAUCGAUUACGAUCAUGUGUACGUGCUUAUGGUGGCACUCGGAAAGCUGAAUGCAUGUUCGUUCGCCCUCAAACAACAUCGCCCGGAGCUGUUUCGUGAGCUUCAGCAACUGAACGAUCUGCUGUCGGUAAUUUUGGAUACGGAACAGUUGCGCCACCUUACACCACGCCACUGCCAGCUGGCAGCAUCUGCCUUUGACGAGGCGGAUGAUCCGGUUCAUCGGCAGCAACUUCUCGAUCUGGCCGUAGAUAUGUGGCACCGUACGGGGGAACAUAUUCGCGGCGAUCGAGCGGAACCAUACGCCGCGCUAAACCACGGUGAUUGCUGGACAAACAACGUAAUGUUCGGGUACGGCGAUAGCGGUCGUGCGGCCAAGAUUUGUCUGUUCGACUGGCAGCUGGCACGCUACAGUUCCCCGGUGCUGGACUUUGUCCUGUUUAUCUACUUGUGCGGCCAGCGAGAUUUACGGCAAGCGGAAAAAUUCGCGUCCCUCGUGCAGGCGUUCUACGACUCUUUCGCGGCCACUCUGCGGCGCUUGGGAGGCGAUCCCGAAAGCACUCUGCCACAGAAGGAAUUGCACAAGCAAACGAAACGUUUCGGACGAUUGGCACUUUCGAUGGGAACGUACGCUUUGCCGAACUUUGCUAAACUGCCAGACGAAGUCCGCGUAAAUCCGGAGCACCACCGGGACGAUCUACGGUUACAGAAGUACUACAAACUGAUGCGCGAACUCGUGGAGGAUACGGAUUUGUUUGACAGAUUUGAAUAA